AUGCCGAUGCUCAAAGAUCCCUCGCAAAAAUACAAGAAGUUCCAGCCCAUUCCGCUUCCCAACCGCACAUGGCCCAACAAAACCCUGGACAAGCCUCCAAGAUGGCUUGCCACGGAUCUCAGGGACGGAAAUCAAAGUCUAGUGGACCCCAUGGAUGGCGACCAAAAACGCAAAUUUUUCAAAAUGCUCGUCGAUAUCGGCUAUAAAGAAAUCGAAAUUUCGUUUCCCUCUGCAUCUGAGACCGAUUUCGAAUUUACCAGAAGCUUGGUUAAGACCCCUGGCGAAGUUCCAGAUGAUGUGUGGCUCCAAGUUCUCAGUCCAUGUCGUGAAGAUUUUAUCCGUCGGACUGUGGAUUCUCUGAAGGGAGCAAAGAAGGCUAUUCUUCAUUUAUAUCUUGCUACAAGUGAAUGUUUCAGGAGAAUAAUUUUUGGCAUGACCCAAGAGCAGAGUUUGGAGCUAGCUGUGAAGUGUACAAAAUAUGCCCGCUCAAUCACAAAGGACGAUCCAUCAAUGGCAGGAACAGACUGGCGGUUUGAAUUUUCUCCAGAGACCUUUUCUGAUACAGAUCCUGCUUUUGUGAUCAAGAUCUGUGAAGCUGUCAAGGCUGCUUGGGAGCCAACUGUGGAAGAACCAAUCAUCUUCAAUCUCCCUGCCACUGUUGAGAUGUCAACACCAAAUGUCUAUGCAGACCAGAUUGAAUAUUUCUGCACGAAUAUAUCUGAAAGAGAAAAGAUUUGUGUUUCCCUUCACCCUCACAACGACCGUGGUUGUGCCGUGGCCGCUGCAGAAUUGGCUCAAAUGGCUGGUGCUGAUCGUGUUGAAGGAACCCUUUUUGGCAAUGGAGAGAGGACCGGCAAUGUUGACUUGGUAACUCUAGCUCUAAAUCUCUACACACAGGGAAUCAAUCCAAACGUUGACUUCUCUGAUAUCAAUUCCGUCAUAAAAGUUGUGGAAGAAAGCAAUAAGAUCCCAGUCAAUGAGCGAUGGCCCUACGGUGGUCAGCUUGUUGUCUGCGCCUUUAGCGGAAGCCAUCAAGAUGCCAUCAAAAAAGGAUUCAAAGAAAGAGAAGCCGCUGGCCUCAAGGACCAAGAUAAAUGGCAAAUGCCUUAUCUUCCUCUUGAUCCACGUGAUAUUGGAAGGAACUACGAGGCUAUUAUUCGCGUCAAUUCCCAGAGUGGCAAGGGCGGAGUUGCCUGGAUUAUUUUACGCAUGCUCGAGUUGGAUCUUCCUAGGGGCCUCCAGGUCGUGUUCAGCAAAAUUGUUCAAAAGGAGGCAGAUAGACUGGGUCGCGAGCUGAAACCAAGUGAAGUCGUCUCUCUGUUUGAAGAAGCCUAUCACCUCAAGAAGAACCCACGGUUUUCUCUAAUAGACUACAAUAUCACUGCCGACCGGUCUCAAACACCUGCUCCCCCAGCGCCAGGAAAAGCCCUUAGUACAGAGAAACUCCAGAGACGGUUUACUGGUAUUAUCGAAAUUGACAGUAUCCAACACGGUAUCGUUGGUGUUGGAAAUGGUGCCAUCUCAUCCCUCGCAAAUGCUCUUAAAUCUCUUGGCAUUGAUCUUGACGUCGUAGACUACAAAGAACAUGCUAUGGGAAGUGAUCGUGAUACCAAGGCCGCUACCUUCAUUGAAUGCGUUGCAGCUGGAUCUAAUCUAAAGGUUUGGGGUGUUGGCAUCCAUCAUGAUGUUGUCCAAGCAAGUUUGACGGCUUUGCUCAGUGCUGCUAGUUCGUUUCUAUCGUCUCGUGCGCCGUCACCAUUCCGCCCAAUUCGAUCAAAAACCCUGACUCAAGCGGAGAUCAAGGCUUUAGAGGAUCUUAAUGGCAGCUUGCUUGACCCAAAUGACCUGGCACAAGGGAUUGUCAGUGCAAUUAAACAACAAAAAGUGGAUGUGAAUGUAUUGGAAGCAGCAGCCAAAAAACUUUAA
Molecule: messenger RNA, 1926 nt
Organism: Ophidiomyces ophidiicola
Lineage: Eukaryota; Fungi; Ascomycota; Eurotiomycetes; Onygenales; Onygenaceae
Gene: LEU4
Product: 2-isopropylmalate synthase (Alpha-isopropylmalate synthase) (Alpha-IPM synthetase)
Exons: 4
Coding region: 1-1926 (641 amino acids)
Biological process (GO): L-leucine biosynthetic process
Cellular component (GO): mitochondrion
Molecular function (GO): 2-isopropylmalate synthase activity
Source: RefSeq, a predicted model, not a curated record